UCUGCUCCUCCAUACCUCUGUUGCUCAGUUGUUCAGUCUGUGAAUAUAUCCCACUUAUCAACCCAUUCCCUCCCCCGUCCCUCCCUAGCUCUUCUACAUACACUUAACACACACUCUCUGCUUUUUUUUUCCUGAUACCUUGGGGGGGCAGUUUCCAAGAUUGUUAGAAUCAAUGUAUGUGGACAUGAUGAAAUCAUCAUCAGGAGAGGAACAUAUGGAUAUGAUGACAAUGAUGAUGCAGAUGGAAAAGCUUCCUGAUUUUUGCAGCGAGCCUUUUUACAACACUACUAACACUUCAACACGACUACAAGAAAUCCAAUUCUCCAACGGGAAUCCUACAGCUAAUACUGUAGCUUCGCCACCUAUCUGGCAUAAUCCACAUGCAUCUUCACCACCACUGAUAAAUCCACCUUGCUCCAUGCCAUUUAUGGGCACUCCAAUCCAAGAACCAGUGACACCAUCUCUUCAACACGACAUGAUGACCAAAAAAUUCGAAUAUGAUACUCCAUUCUCAAAUGCAAACUCUUUCUUAUCUUCAAUAGAGAAGAAAAACUCAACUACAACAAUUAGAGAGAUGAUCUUUCGCAUAGCAGCAAUGCAACCAGCACAUAUAGACCCGGAAUCGGUAAAGCCUCCAAAAAGAAGGAAUGUAAAGAUAUCUAAGGAUCCACAAAGUGUAGCUGCGAGGCAUAGAAGGGAAAGAAUAAGUGAGAGGAUAAGGAUUCUCCAGAGAUUAGUUCCAGGAGGCACCAAAAUGGACACGGCUUCUAUGUUAGAUGAGGCUAUACAUUAUGUGAAAUUCUUGAAGAUGCAAGUGCAAUCUUUAGAACAAACUGGUGCUAAUAGGCCAAUGGGUGGUUUUGGCAUCACCGGAGUUACAAUGCCUAGUGUUGGUUAUUCUUCUUUGGUAAAGAAUUUCGACCCUGCUGCUAAUACGGAGGGCACAAUGCAGAUGCUUAGAUGAGAGCUAGGAUUAGCUGGGCAAUUGUCUUUUUUCUGUACAAGUCAAUAAUACU
Molecule: messenger RNA, 1016 nt
Organism: Populus nigra (black poplar)
Lineage: Eukaryota; Viridiplantae; Streptophyta; Magnoliopsida; Malpighiales; Salicaceae
Product: transcription factor HEC2-like
Exons: 1
Coding region: 173-964 (263 amino acids)
Biological process (GO): regulation of DNA-templated transcription
Molecular function (GO): DNA-binding transcription factor activity; protein dimerization activity
Source: RefSeq, a predicted model, not a curated record